This is a messenger RNA of Lolium rigidum, 1439 nucleotides long. Its product is annotated as GDSL esterase/lipase At5g45910-like. NCBI's taxonomy places the organism in Eukaryota, Viridiplantae, Streptophyta, Magnoliopsida, Poales, Poaceae. Bases 22 to 1128 code for a protein of 368 amino acids. The record is from RefSeq and is a predicted model, not a curated record. The transcript is spliced from 5 exons. Gene Ontology annotation, molecular function: hydrolase activity, acting on ester bonds.
GCGAGCUAGGCGCAUACCAAGAUGAGCAAGCUGCUAUGCACCGUAUGGCUCCUGCUCCUCCUCGCGAACCUGGGAUGGCCAGGCCACGCCUCCCGGGCGCUCUCGUUACGUCGGCGGUACGAGUCCAUCUUCAGUUUCGGCAAUUCUUACACCGACACCGGCAACAACCCGGUCGUCUUUGCCGACAACGGCGUGUUCGACCCCGUCACACGCCUUCCCUACGGCUCCAAGUUCUUCGGACGACCCACCGGCCGCUGCUCCAACGGCCGCCUCAUCAUCGACUUCAUUGCUCAGCGCCUAGGCCUGCCGCUGGUUCCGCCUUCGCUGGCGCACAAUGGGAGCUUCCGCCGAGGCGCCAACUUCGCCGUUGGCGCCGCCACCGCUCUCGACGCAGCUCGCUUCCACGACGGGUCCAAUCCCGGCAACCAGUUCCCUCUCAACACCAGCCUGGGCGUGCAGCUGGAGUGGUUCGAGUUGCUCAAGCCUUCGCUCUGCCGCACAAGCCGAGGGUGUGAGAGAUUCUUCGGCAGAUCGCUCUUCAUCUUGGGGGAAUUCGGGGUCAACGACUACCACUUCUCAUUCGGGAAGAGCAUGGACGAGAUCACGUCCCUCGUUCCAGAUGUGAUCAGUGCAAUCUCCAUGGCCAUCGAGAGGCUGAUCAUCACGCACGGGGCGAAAAGUGUCCUCGUUCCCGGGACGGUCCCGUCAGGAUGCAUACCGCAGAUUCUCCACUACUUCGCCAAAGACGACCCGGCAGAGUACAACUCCACCACCGGCUGCCUGAAUGUUUACAACAAGUUAGGGAUGCAGCACAACCUGCUGCUGCAGGAGGCCCUGGAGAAGCUCCGGGACAGGUACCCCGGCGUCACGAUCGUCUACGGCGACCUCUUCGGCCCCAUGAUCGAGAGGGUGGAGUCGCCUGCCAAGUUUGGGCUCGAAGAGGACGUUCUUACCCAGUGUUGCGGCGGGCCUGGGACGCUUAUUUGCGGCGAUGAUGGUGCAAAUGUAUGCGAGAAACCGUCUGCCCGCCUGUUCUGGGACGACGUCCACCUGACGGAGUCGGUUUACCGCUACAUCGCCGACCUCUGGCUGCGCAGCAUGGACUCCCCUGCAGCAGAGAGCAGUUAGUAAGAUGGUGAAGCUGAUCGGCCAGACUACGCUUCGAUCAAGACCGGACUGCAGCAUCCAGUGAGGCCAGAGCUACUUCUUCAGGCAUGCUCAUCUCUUGGGAAGGUUUUGCCAUCAACUGUGUGAAAUCUGAGGACGCUUUGACAUCACUUCGUCCUUUUAUCCCCUCGUUAUUACCGUUUACCUUUUUUUAUCAUGUAUAAACUGCUGUUUGGCCGGUUUGGGUGAAGCCUUUUUGGUUUUUGUAACAACUGUAAGGAAUGUGUGCAUAGAUGGUGCAGAGGCCAUGACUCAUGAGAUUCUCUUUUCUA